This is a messenger RNA of Rhagoletis zephyria (snowberry fruit fly), 1056 nucleotides long. RefSeq lists its product as uncharacterized. Lineage: Eukaryota; Metazoa; Arthropoda; Insecta; Diptera; Tephritidae. The record is from RefSeq and is a predicted model, not a curated record.
UGUCUCCGGUGCUUCAGGUCGGUCUAUACGCGGCCGAAAGCUUCUUCAUACGCUCGAAAAUCGUAUGCUUCAUCAUAAGAAUCUGUUGCGCUACGAGAGCGAAAUUGCGCCUGUACAAACUGCACCAGUACAUCAUCGCCAUCAUUUAAAUACUCGUUCUCUGGAUAUGAACUGCGCGAAGGUGGUGGAACAUAUCUCCAUGUUGAGAAAACAAGCGCGCACAUCUUUUAAUGCACUUAAUAAUUUUGUGUAUAAGAAAUUCACCGAGCCACGCUUCAAUCUCACACCAGAAAUAGCAUUAGAAGAAUGGAGCAAAUACAAAUUGAAUUUAUCACAUCCUUAUACAAAGUUAAUGGAUCGCGAAUUCACCAAAGAAAAGGUCCAUCAUGACAUAAGUCAUUUGGAAAAUGGAAUCACAACUUUGAAUGAAAAACUGAUUCAAACUGAACUGAAUAAAAUUUAUAAAACUAUCCGAAUGUUGCAAGUUAUUCAUAACCGCACCUAUAAUGCGCUCGAUAAGAAAUGGCAAGACGACGCUUACAAAAAUGUAACACAAUACCUCAAUCACACGGGUAGUCACCUCAGUGCUAAUAUAAAGGCUACAAAUUCUGUGAUUGCAACGCUCAAUGUUGCAUUGGAAGACUUUGAUGAAAAUAGCAUCUCUUACAAUGAAACGGUGCAAGUGUUAGAUUGGUUGGUAGUUGCCGAAAGUAUCAGCUUCUUUCAAUAUCUCGAUAAACUCUAUGAGAAAUUGAUGGAAAUGUGCAGUGCGCCAAGAUAUUUACACGAAGGAAAUAUGUAAAUAAGGAUACUAUGGUAUAAAUACAUACCUACAUACAAGUACAUAAGCCUAAGAGGCCGUCGUCACACCGUUUCAGCGCAAACCGGGCCAAUGUCGAUGCCAGGCAGGAGCAAGAGAUGAAGAUGGCGUUACUUAAUAACGGGUUGUGAGUGAAUUUGGAUGUGCUAUUUUUUAUUUAAUUUUUUAUUUUUUCGGCUAGAGACUAUAUAUGUACGCGCAUACAUAUGUACUAUUUAUGCUUUAUUUUUAUUCUG